GCCGCGGAGCCCGGAACCCAGCCCCCGCUGCGAUGGUGAGCCGCUCCUCUCCCCGCCCUCCAGCCUGGAAGGUGCCGCCCGGCCUGCCGCCCGACACCCAGGCUGAGGACGUGGCGGCAGGGUCCAGGAAGCCGCCCAAAUCUGGGGGCAAAAGGGAGCCAGGAGCCCAGACCCCCCCGGGCCUCCGUUUCCCGACCUGUAGAGGGAGGCUACGUCCCCCUGCCCGCUUUCCACAGGGAGCAGAGCCCGCGGCGGGCAGGGCGGGGCCCCUCCCCGGGGCGCCGCUGACCCCCCACCGCCUGGUCCACCAGCCGCUCCGUGUCCUCCUGCUCCUGCUCUGGCCGCCCACCAGCCUGGCUCUCCACAGCCCCCCACUCCGGCCAGGGGCCCGCACCCACACAGCCGGGACCCCGCGCUGCUACUCGGCGGCGGAGCUGCCCCUGGGCCACACCCCUCCCCACCUGCUGGCUCGAGCGGCCAAGUGGGAGCAGGCGUUGCCGGUGGCGCUGGUGUCCAGCUUGGAGGCGGCGGGCCGCAGGGGCCGGCACGCAGGAUCGCCGGCCGGGAACCAGUGCCCCGUGCUGCAGCCCGAGGAGGUGCUGGAAGCUGACGUCCACCAGCGCUCCAUCUCGCCCUGGAGAUACCGCGUGGACACGGACGAGAGCCGCUACCCCCAGAAGCUGGCCUUCGCCGAGUGCCUGUGCCGGGGCUGCAUCAGCGCCAAGACAGGCCGCGAGACGGCUGCGCUCAACUCGGUGCCGCUGGUCCAGAGCCUCCUGGUGCUGCGCCGUCGGCCCUGCUCCCGGGAUGCGGCGGGGGUGCCCACGCCCGGGGCCUUCACCUUCCACACCGAGUUCAUCCAAGUGCCCGUGGGCUGCACCUGUGUCCUGCCCAGGUCGGCCCGGUGAUCACUGGCUCGGCUCCUGGACUGGCCUCCAGGGACGCCCCUCCUAUUUAUGUGUAUUUAUCGGGUAUUUAUGUGCCACCCUGGGGCCCUGGGCGGGUACCGAGGCUCCAGGCCUCUGCUUUGAGACCUGGCCUGGGAAGGGCCCAGCCCCCGGUGCCUGGGGGAUGACCCUGUGCUGGGCAGCCCCCAGCUGGAGAGGCAGUUUAUCCUUUGACAGAAACAGCUGGGCUAGAAGGAACAUUCUCACUCUUCUGGAACUUGCUAAAACACCUACAGAAAAGGGAAAAGGUGUUCUGAUGGCCACCUCCACUUCCUGGCCUCCUGGGCUCCCCUCACCCCAGCCCCCCGGGAGGAACAAGCACCCCUGUGUUUCUAAAACAGCUAUUUAUUUUACACGUGAA
Aethalodelphis obliquidens (Pacific white-sided dolphin) is the source of this 1308-nucleotide messenger RNA. RefSeq names its product interleukin 17C (gene IL17C). Gene Ontology annotation, molecular function: cytokine activity. Bases 33 to 908 code for a protein of 291 amino acids. The transcript has 2 exons. Gene Ontology annotation, cellular component: extracellular region. Lineage: Eukaryota; Metazoa; Chordata; Mammalia; Artiodactyla; Delphinidae. The record is from RefSeq and is a predicted model, not a curated record. Gene Ontology annotation, biological process: inflammatory response.